Molecule: messenger RNA, 3073 nt
Organism: Phytophthora nicotianae INRA-310
Lineage: Eukaryota; Oomycota; Peronosporomycetes; Peronosporales; Peronosporaceae
Exons: 4
Coding region: 1-3009 (1002 amino acids)
Biological process (GO): regulation of membrane potential; potassium ion transmembrane transport
Cellular component (GO): membrane
Molecular function (GO): voltage-gated potassium channel activity
Source: RefSeq, a predicted model, not a curated record
AUGGUGGAGCAUGAUAAACCAGUCCCGGCGGGUCAUCUUGCCAACAACCCACCGCCUUCGGGCCACUUUGGUGCACUAGCGGUGUCCUUGCUCGACUCGCUACUACAUCGCCGCAAUCAUCAACAAUCCCCAAGCAACAAUAGCAAAGUGAAUCCACAGCUCUUGUCAAAAUAUUCGCGGAAUUCCCGAUCACCAAGCACCAGUCCUCAAAACAAACGAGAAGAACGCAGUCGACGAGACGUUGCAAAGAGCAGACGAGAAGGCCACAGUGGUCGAGAAGGCUAUUCACCACCAAAGCCAAUUCUGUCCAUAAGACGCUCAAGUUCGGCCAAACAACUAAUAGCAGGUUUGACCUCUCGAAAGCUCCGUCAAAGCUCCGUUAUCUCGCGAAGUUACAGCGCGAAAGUUGCUGUCAAUAACGCCGACAAGCACGAAGCUCCGGAAGUGGUUACCAACUACGUCUACGAGGUCCCGGAGAAAAAAACCAAGCCAAAGACCCCAACAGCUGACUAUGACGAUAUCGACAAUCAAGAGAUUGAUGACUUCGAUCUAGACGAUGAGGAGGAGUUAGAAGAAGAACUGGAGUUUGAGCUACGGCCAUUUAUUUCUGAUGACGAAGACGAGAUGGCUUAUUUCGCACAUCGAAUGGGUGGGUCUGACUUCAAAUUGCAUCGACGGCACGUGCUGCAUCCACACGGACGACUCCGAUCGACAUGGGAUACAAUCACCCUAUUGCUGACAACAUGGGUUCUUAUUAUCGUGCCGUUCGAGCUCAGCUUCGCUAUGCGUGAUUCUCUGCGUCGUACUAUUCUUCACUUGGAUUUAUUCGUCGACUCUUUGUUUCUUGUAGACAUCAUACUCAACUUCAACACCGCAGUAGAAGACGACGGCAAGCUUCACUUCUCACUCUCCUCUAUUUUCCGACACUAUACACGCGGGUGGUUUGUACCCGAGUUGCUGUGGACAAUCCCAUUCUACGCCAUACUAGAGGGACACGACCCUGAAGCGUACACGCAUGGUGGCUCCCCUACCAGGUUUCUGUUCCGCUUCUCUGCACAAGCUGCGUGGAUGUAUCCAGCUGCACGUGGUCUUAGGUUGCUACGAGUUCUCGGUCUACCGCGUCUUCAGGGUCGUCUGGAGCAUUCCUUGCUCAUUUCCUCCAAAGUGAGCAGUCUGGGGAGCUUCUUGUUCGUCGUAUUAGCACUCUCGCACGUCUUCAGUUGUGUGUUCGCCUACUUGGCUUUCCACGACGAUGACCAGUUAGAAUUCGCUCUCAGCUCGCGGACAUUGCAGGAUUCCGAAGUCAAAACGCGAUAUAUCGCAGCUUUCUACUGGUCGAUGAUGACCAUGACCACAGUCGGCUACGGCGACAUCACGGUGAAAACAAACGCUGGGCGCCUCUUUUCGAUAGCUGCAAUGAUCGUAGGAGCGGGAGUCUUCGCCUACGGUAUCACGAACGUCGUGUCGCUCUUUCAGCAGCUUUACGAGAGCGACACCGCUUACCGGAGAGACAUGGACCAGAUCAACGACUUCAUGCAAGACCGAAUGCUGCCAAGGGCCUUACGCGACAAGGUUCGAGCAAAUACUUUCCACUGGCGUAAAGCUGCACGGGGCGAGAACAAGGAACGCGAUCGUGCCAUCGUGGAGCGAAUGGCGCAUUUAAUCCGCAUUAAAGUUGCUGACCGCUUCUGCGAAGACAUGAUGCCUCGCAAGAUGCCGUUCCUCGCUGGCUGCAGCGCCGAGUUCAUCCACGACUUGUAUCUGCGUAUGAGAGUGCAAUGCUACUUGCCAGGCGAAGACAUCAUCAGCCAAGGAGACUACGGAUCCGAGAUGUACUUCCUGUUUGUGGGGCACGCACAGGUGCUGCUUGGCUUGACUAAAGUGGCUCUCUUCGGUCCGAACUCGUGCUUUGGCGAGUUUAGUAUCGCCAAUCCGCGCAAACCUCGGCUUGCCACUAUUCAAGCUCUGGACUUCUGUGAGACGCACUGUAUCGACCGAGAGCAGAUUCUUCGAGUUCUGCUGUCCCAUCCGAUCACGAUGCGAUCGGCGCGUCAACUAGCCACUUUGCGGUCUCGAAAGGCACUGACACUUAUCUAUGAGAGCGGCGGGAAGUCACGGACGCUGCUGCAGGGCUUGGCUAUGAUGUGGCGGGCCGAGGGCGUGGAGGCUGUGCUACCAGCAGGGAUAUCGCCCGCCAGUCUGCCCUUCUUGCAGGAAUUUACUGCCGUACCGAUCGUGCCCUCCAGGAGAAGUUCCAGUAUUAUCCAGUCCUCUCAGCUCCAUCGUGUGCACUCGCAGCAACACAUUGAAUCAGUUCCGGUAGUGCAACGACAGAAAAGUUUCAACUCUCAUUCUGGCCAUGCUACACCGCCCACGUUGUCAUUUCGAGCUACAAACGGCACACCGGGUACCAGCAGUGGGUCAGCUCGUCGUGCUUCAGUGGUAAUCGACCCCACGAUCACGUUGAUAGCGACUCAAGGCGCGCUGGCUUCUCCCGUGGGCAUGGUAACUCCUCCUUCGUCUCACCGAGGACGCAACGGGAUGGUCAGGCUGCCCAAGAUCAACGCCGGCGAGUCAAAACAACCCGAUGUUCCUAUAGAAAUGAAGGAGAAUACCGCAGCACAGGAGGUCGUAAAUGGCGUGGCAGAUGCUCGUCCUAGACCCGGACUGAGGAGAGUGGCCAGUGUCAAUAACGGUAGUCCGGAUGCCGUAGCUGCGACGCCUACAGCGCCACCUCAGGAUGAUCGACUGGAGCUGCUUCUCACCGAGAUCCGAAACGUGGCUAGUCGACAGAAUAUACUGGAACAGCAGUUGAAAGAGCUCUUGGAAAGGCAGCAAACUAUACCAGAAAGUCUCGGACGUCGAGUCAGCUUAGACAGCGGAGUGUUUGCCCACGAGAGAGGCCGCUUCGACGAGCAGCACUGGAUAGACGACCAUGCUCCUCCUAUCGGUCGUCAGCGUUCCAGUCGUCAUGUGCUGCUGCAACAUACUAGUAAAGGCACCCUGUAAAGAACUCAAAUACUUAAAUGUGCAAUAAUAAGACAUAAAUACAAGCCAUUCAUUGCUGUCGUGA